AUGAAGCUGAAAGUAUAUGCAGAUCGAAUGUCGCAGCCUUCACGGGCUGUUCUCAUCUUCUGCAAGGUAAAUAGGAUAGACUUUGAAGAGGUUAGAGUUGACAUCUCCAAGCGUCAGCAUUUAACUCUGGAAUUCAAAGAGAUAAACCCUAUGAGAAAAUUGCCAGCUAUAGUUGAUGGAAGGUUCAAGCUAUUUGAGAGUCAUGCAAUCUUAAUAUAUCUUUCUUGUGUAUUUCCGGGAGUUGCGGAUCACUGGUAUCCAGCUGAUCUUUUCAAGAGAGCUAAAAUUCACUCGGUUUUAGAUUGGCAUCACUCUAACUUACGCCGCGGUGCUGCGGAAUAUGUUAAGAAUACUACAUUAGCACCUGCACUUGGCCUACCUCUGGAUCCACAAGCAGCUGCUGAGGCUGAGAAAGUUCUGUUUUCAUCCCUGUCAAAGAUAGAGUCUGUAUGGCUUAAAGGGAGUGGCCGGUUCUUGUUAGGUGGAAAUCAACCAUCCAUAGCUGAUCUAAGCCUAGUUUGUGAACUAAUGCAACUGGAGGUUUUGGAUGAAAAGGAUUGCAGCCGAAUACUUGCCCCCCACAAGAAUGUUCAGCAGUGGAUUGAGGAUACAAAAAAUGCUACAAGGCCACACUUUGAUGAAGUGCAUCAAAUUCUGUUCAAAGCCAAGGUGAAACUGCAGAAGCUACGGUCAAUGAGCAUAAACAAUGAGUCCAGCUUACAAACAAAAUUGGCCUCAAAGAUGUAG
Molecule: messenger RNA, 747 nt
Organism: Dovyalis caffra
Lineage: Eukaryota; Viridiplantae; Streptophyta; Magnoliopsida; Malpighiales; Salicaceae
Source: the annotation of a GenBank genome assembly